Molecule: messenger RNA, 1958 nt
Organism: Pyrus x bretschneideri (Chinese white pear)
Lineage: Eukaryota; Viridiplantae; Streptophyta; Magnoliopsida; Rosales; Rosaceae
Product: protein NRT1/ PTR FAMILY 2.9
Exons: 4
Coding region: 31-1830 (599 amino acids)
Biological process (GO): transmembrane transport
Cellular component (GO): plasma membrane
Molecular function (GO): transmembrane transporter activity
Source: RefSeq, a predicted model, not a curated record
UCCUUGUGGUUUCUCCUUUUUUCCUAAAACAUGAAAGCAAUCAUGGAGAAGAAAGAGAGAGAUAGCAUGGAGAAGAAUGAGAGAGGUUCUACGGAUGAAGAACCAGUUAUAUACCGAGGAUGGAAAGUAAUGCCAUUUGUCAUAGGAAAUGAAACGUUUGAGAAGCUGGGAGCCAUUGGGACCUUGGCCAACCUCUUGGUCUAUCUCACUAGUGUAUUCAACAUGAAGAGAAUUACAGCUGCGACUCUUGUUACCAUCUUCAAUGGCACCACCAACUUUGCAACCUUGCUCGGAGCUUUCGCUUCAGACACUUAUUUCGGUCGUUACAAGACGUUGGGAUUUUCGUCAAUCGCUUCUUUUAUGGGACUGCUGCUGAUAGAUUUUACUGCGGUAUUCAAGAACUUGCAUCCUCCUCACUGCAAACCAGAAGAGCAAGGAACAUGUAAAGGGCCAACAGCUGGUCAAAUGGCAUUUUUACUAACUGGUUUUGGGAUGCUAAUAGUAGGAGCUGCAGGCAUCAGGCCAUGUAACUUGGCAUUUGGGGCAGACCAAUUCGACCAGAAAACGGAGUCGGGAAAACGAGGAGUCAACAGCUUCUUCAACUGGUAUAUGUUCACCUACACUUUCGCACAGAUGAUAGCAUUGACCCUCAUCGUCUACAUCCAGUCAAAUGUAAGUUGGGGUCUAGGAUUUGGCAUUCCAGCCAUUUUGAUGUUGAUAUCAUGUGUUCUCUUCUUCAUGGGAUCAAAAAUGUACGUGAAAGUGAAAGCCUGUGGUAGUCCGAUGAAUAGUGUAGCACAGGUCGUGGUAGUUUCCAUUGCGAAAAGGCAUUUGAAGCUUAAAGAGCCAGAGCGGCCAUGGCUCUCCAUGUUUGUUUAUAUGCCUCCCGAUUCUAUCAACUCCAACCUUCCUUAUACAAAUCAAUUCAGAUGCCUUGACAAAGCAGCAAUUCUUACGCCGGACGACAAAAUCAAUCCGGAUGGUUCAGCUGCUGAUCCUUGGAAACUUUGCAGCAUGCAACAAGUGGAAGAAGUGAAAUGCUUGCUGAGAGUUUUGCCAAUAUGGGGAGCAGCCCUCAUAUACCAUAUUGCCAUAGUCCAGCAGAAUACGUACGUUGUCUUCCAAGCCCUUCAAUCCAAUCGACGCCUUGGAAAAACAAGCUUCCAAAUCCCGGCUGCAUCCUACUCAAUCUUCCUGAUGCUGGGCAUGACCAUAUGGAUACCAAUCUACGACCGCCUUCUUGUCCCGUUCCUCCAAAGGCUUACGGGAAAAGAAGGUGGCAUCACAUUGUUGCAAAGAAUAGGAAUUGGCAUUUUUCUCUCUGUGAUCACGAUGCUAGUAUCUGCAUUCGUAGAAGAACACCGAAGGACUAUAGCGCUAACAAAACCAAUUCCAGGAAUCCGAACAAGGGGUGACAUUUCUUCCAUGUCUGGCUUUUGGCUGGUCCCUCAGCUCACACUAGCCGGGCUUGCUGAAGCGUUCGCUGCCAUUGGCCAAAUUGAAUUCUACUACAAGCAGUUCCCGGAAAACAUGAGAAGCAUUGCAGGGUCUCUCUUCUUUUGUGGAAUGGCAGGUUCUAGUUACUUGAGUAGUGCGUUAAUCGCCAUAGUUCACCGGACUACUGAGGGGGCUAAGACCGGAAACUGGCUGCCGGAAGAUCUCAACAAGGGGAGGCUGGAUUACUACUAUUAUCUUAUUGCUGCUCUAGGAGUCAUUAAUUUGGGAUACUUUUUAUUGUGUUCAAAGUGGUACACGUACAAAGGGGGUGGGGACAACAAUGCCCUUGAAGUUGAGGUAGUGCAGAAAUCACAUGAUCAACAUGAGAUUUGAUGCAGUAUUAUUAGGGUUUACAUGCUAAAGCUGAGUGAUUGUAACCUAGAUGGGGAUGAAUAUUCAUGCUAGAUCUCUAAACUACAUUUGAAAAAUAAAACCAUUGUCAAUAAUAGCAUGUUUACUUA